CAUUAAAUAUUAUCGUUAUGUUCUACAUUACAGUGAUUAAACACCUACGUUCUUGUUGUGAUCAAUGAGAACGAAACAGCGUUGAUAAUAGGCGACGACCAGAAUCAUACCACUGAGUCGCUUAAGAAGCGAUACUCAACUGAUUCUAUAUGUUCAAAGUUUUGCCAUAGUUCCCGCGAUCUUGCUUUCCCGACAAGAUCCUCCAAGGCAUCGCUUGGCCUUGGGAUUUCCUCAUGUUUUCCUCUCAUUUCCCAAGAGCAGGAGGUCGGUAAAAAGAAUUUCCAUCACCGCUAACAACGACUCCUCACCCUUAGGUAUAUCAAAUGUCGUAAUCAAGAUAUUUUGUGGUAAUUCUAGCAAAAACUUACACUUCCCUCGUAUCGACAUUAUCCAAAUCCAUUUCUUGUAAAACAGUGGCGAAAAACGCAACGAUCCAUCUCCAAACUCAAUUUUUUUCCACAACAAAACGUUUCAUCGUGUAUCACCCAAGUUGUUCGCCACGUGGAUCCCAAAAUGUACUAAUGGGGGGCGGGGAUUAUUCAUAAACAAUGAAUGACAAAGAGAUUUCUUGCGGGAGAUAUUGAAUGACAAGGGCACAGGAGGAAAAUAUUGGAGUAACUUCAGAAUACCCGGCUAUUCACGCGUUCGUAUCGAGAGACGAACCUCAACACUUACUACGAUGUUUAAUAUAACGCAGAUAUUAGGUAAAGUAUGUCGACUGCAGUACUGCGGUCGCAAGAUUUGAUGAAUGAUUUUUCAUUGGCCGGGUAUUCUGAAGUUUAGCCCAUUACAUUAUGAACGAGAAGAACCAAUGAAGGGAUGGAGAGAUUUUGGUUAAUUACGAUACCUGUGAGGUGAGGGAUAAGUGAAAUCCAGACAGACAGUUUCAAAUGAACCAACAUUUUUUAACCGUCCGAAACGCCUUCGGAUUAGAUACGCCUUCGGAUUAGUCACGCCUUCAGCCUCGCCCCGUCACAAUUUUCGGCCAAUCGGUAAGCUCCAUUUGAACAAUAGCCUUCGCGGAGGGAAGACUUCUAGAGAAAAGUCUAUUCCCAGCAACGUGUUGUGAUUCUUGGGAAAAUUGACAAUUGGAAAACGAAGAUAGUUACAUAUACGUCGUUUUGGCUGUUUUAAACUACUGCGUUGGAGCUCCGUGAAUGUUAUACGAACUCUCAAAGUUGAUGUGGUUGGAUGAACCGCCAUGUAGUUAUAUUUCUAAAUUUCACACCUUUUUGUUUGCUCGGCGAUCGUUAUUCUGGUCACUUUGAGCUGUUUGAUAUGGAUGCGAGAAGAAUUCAACCCUUCACCUUUUAAAUUUCUGGGUUCUACCUGGGUCUAUCCCGGACAGUUUUGGCAACAGAAGCCGUCAUAGAUGAAGAGGUCGGCGACAGUCCCCUCUAUUAACUAUGGCCAAACCAAGCUGGGGUCAACUCCCGGGAAACCUGUGGAGAAACUUAAUAGAUGUCCACCAGUUGAUCUAAAAUCACGGAAGUCAUUAUUUAGUUUCAAACCCGAAAAGGUUAGGAACUAGGUUUUAAGUGAUUUUAGCAAACGCAUUGUAGUUUCUUAUCUUUCAAUUGUUCACUUGUAAGGGAAUUGAGUUAAGGAAAACCUCUGAAUUUUUACAAUGAAUUUGAGUAGUUUUAUCUAUUUAUGCAAUUAUAAGCUUCUUUUACAAAGAGUUAACAGCUUUUCUUGCUAAACUUGUAUCUGCUAUUCCUUUGCUGCAGUCAUGUAAUCAAUGACUUUAAUAAAUUGCAUUUAGAGUUGUAAGAUUUGAUGCAACCCUUUAUUCAACACAGAUCUCCUUUAAUAAAGAUUUUUAAAUUAAAACAGUUCAGUGUUUUGUACAAGAACGUGCCAUCAAAGGUAAACCUACUGGCAUUGAAAUACCAGCUGGUGCUAUAUCGUAUGUGGCAAAUACUAAUUAUUUCAUUUUAGUUUUGCUUAAAUUUGGUUUUCCUUGGUUUCAGAAUGGUGAAUCUCUUCAGCCCCCAUCCUUGUCAACAGAGGAGAGAAGAGCCUUGGUGGAAUACAUUGCUCUUUUCACUCCUUUACCUGAGAACCAGCAAUUUAGUUGGCCCGCUUUGAAAGACACUGUCUUCUGGGAAAAAUGUGCAGAGGCUGUAUCAUGUACCAGUGGAAAGCCAAAGAGAUCAGGUUAAAAAACUACUUAUUUAUGGCUUGAGAAGUGAAACUAUACUUAUUUUAAUUAAUAUAGUAUUAAAACAGCCCAAUCAUAACUAAAUGUUGGAGAAACUUACUUUUUGACUAUUUUAAUGUGGUAUUUACAGAUGAAUCAUUUCAGUGAAUUGCAAGUGUAAAUUCAUUCUCAUCCUCCCUUUAACUUUUUCUCACUCUCUCUGGCAAAUGCAUGUAGCCAUCAAGUGAACUCCUUCCUGGGGAAAAAAUAUAAGUCACUUGAUGAAGCUGAGGAUGAUCUUGGGAUGAACUCCUUUUCAGUAGGACUUGGACAGCAUACAGCUUGUGAUGCAGCACAAACAUCAACUGGGACUACCCCUUCAUCCCCUGCACCUUCUUGUGAAUUUCAGACUCCAUUAUCUCCAAUAUUCAGUCAUUCUCCUUAUCGUGAUGUCAGCAAACCUACCUGUUAUGAAGAUGUUGUUGCAAAAUUAAUUGAACUGAUGUCAACCAUGACCAGCAAAUUUUUAAGUGCUUUGAUGCAAACUUUGUUCUGGCAGUACCUGUCUGCCCUGUAUGAUGAUGAACUUAAGAAAUUUGUUCCAUCAGACUUCAUUGACCUUUGCUGCAAGGGAAUCCAUGUCUUGAACAAGAGUGGAAAGGAUAAUAUUCUGUAUUACAGUAUCUAGCCCAGGGUCUUGGAACACCUCAAGGUGAUGGAAGUGGUCCUUGCUUGCCAAUUGGCGGGAUGCCAUUUGGACUUCUAAGUUACAACAUUCAUUACUUUGUUUUACAUUCUGUAAACAAAGUCAACGCCGAUCCUGAAUACAUCCAGUGGGAGACAACUAUGUUUUCAAAUUUUGGACACAAAUUGGUUUGCUUGUAGAGAGGUCCAGGGUUUGCAUAUGGUGCUUUAGAAGAGGAAUAUGUCAAUCAGGACUUCUCUAAAGUUGAGGUGCAUGGUACCAAUACAGUCACUGAUGGCUCUUCUGACAGUAUCUUGCAACAAGCGUGGCAAGAUGUAUUUGGAGAUGAUGGCUGCACUUCACCAGACACUGCUUUUGACCCCUUUGAUGCUUCCGACCAAGAACCACUGAAUGUAAACAUAUCAAUACCUCAUGAUGGAAGAACAGAUGAUGAAAAUACAUCUACACCAAGUCAAGAUGUAAGCUUUCUCUGGGCACAGCUAAGUGGGCAUGAUAAGGAGCAAGUUGUUGCAGGUAACAACCCAACUGAAAUAGAAGAAAUGUAUGGUGUCCGCCCUCAGCCAAGACAGUCUCCAAAGAAACAUUGUGACCCCAUGAAGGCGAAAGUAAAUGUGGCUGGUCAUUCUGUGAGGACAAUUCAACAUCACAUCCAGGCUACAGCUUUCACAAGGGACACUAAUGUUCAGGUUUGUAGAGGUAACUUUUUUUUGGCUAAUUUUUUAAAAAAAUCUUUUUUUUGGAGAGAUAUCUUAUUUUCUCAAUGCCUAUAGCUACAAAAGAAAAGUGUGUAUUAUUGGAGCCACCUUUAUUAAAUUCAUAUCAUGAUUUCGAGCAUAUCAUGAUAUAGAGUGUAUUACUUCUUUAUUGAUACUACAACAGUAAUGGCCAGUAAUUACACGUACAUGUACAUUUGCGCCACUUGUAUUUCAGUUGUGUUAGAGGGUUACAAUAAUUGUGUGGUGGCUACUGUUACCCUCGAGUAUCUGUGGUGAAAAAGUUUACAUGAAACUAGCAAACUUGCAUUAAGUUGAUGGAAUUACUUGAACUUGGUGCUUGCAUUAUUUUUGUUCAAGUGUUUAAAACUUUUGGAGUUUUACUAUUAUGGUUGCCAUGACACCAGAAGCAUAUAGCCUAGAUUACAUGCUUCUGAUAACACCUAAUAUACUUUCCUUAUGAAACCAGGUGGCUGCCUAAAAGAAAAUCAGAGACUGCAACAGGAAUGGGCACUGGUGGAUCAAGGCAGAUGCCUGUGACAUGCGAACAGGGCUGAGAGAGUCUAUGAGACAUGAGUAGGCAGGGGAUUCCGACCUUGGAGAUGGCAAAUUAGAGGCCUUGUAUCAAGAAUACACUAACAGAAGAGGUUUCGUCAGUGUUUUAGGGAUAAAGGAACAGCGCCAGCAGUUAGAAGCUGAUCUGAAAUUGGUCAUUUCUGGUCUUAACGUUGAUUUGAAGGUGCUAAGGGAUGGAGAGAAGUAGGCAAAUGGAAAAUAUGCCAACAAACAAAGGCAAUCAAAUGUAUCCGAGGAUAACUUGUUUGCCCUGGCUUGGGAAUGUGAAGGUGAUAAGACCCUUCUGAACAUGAAUAAGGAGUUGAAGUCUUCCACGACAAGCUUGUAAAGGCAAAUUUCAGCAAAUACAAGGGGUGGCAAUAUUGUUGGCGAUCUAUCUAACUUGUGAAAAAGGCUUCUUCAGUAUGUCCAGUCACUGUACUCCAAGAAAAGAGAUGCAGCCUCGCACCUUAUUGUUUUCAUGAUAGCAGACGAGCAGCGAGAUAUGAAACCAUAUGCAGUUCCUGUGAGAUUCCUCCCAUACCACAGUGUUACUGAUUGCAGAUUAAGAGAACUAUGUGAUGAGCUUAGAAGCAUCAUGGUUAAUCUUGGAAUGGUUGUGGUUGGCUGUGUUACAGAUGGCGAAUUCAAUUCUCUCCGCACCACGGGCUCCAGUAGACCAAUUUCCAUUAUUCAGUUGAUUAUGGAUUCAAAAGCAGAGGGCAUGACACAUUAAUGUGAACACCAUAAGAUAGUAUUUCACACCAGUUAAAGUUCAAGGUAUUUUAACAAAAUUUACCAACAGCGAAAGGGAGCAUUAACUGAGCAUUAAUUUUAGUUGUUGGCAUACAUACGUGCGGUAUGUUCAAGAGCUACUCGGGACAGAAGUCUUUUGCAGGGGUAUAUUGGAAUGAGUUUGUGUCCAACUGACUUUUCUUGUUGAUUAUUAUUUUGAGACAUUCCAAGUGGCUGUAUUGGAUAGUGUUUUAUAUUUUUUUGAACUUUGAAUAGUGUCUUCAUUGCUCUUUUUUUCUUGUCAGGCAAUGAGAGCAACCCUGUAACUGUUCAAGCAAGGCUACCACGUGCAGCAAUUCCACAGGAGGACAUUUUUUUUGGUAUGACUACAUGAAUACUGAAGGGAAUGAUGUUCCAUUUAAUUCUGCCAUCCACAUUCUGAAAAGAAAGCCUUUUCUUUCUCAUUAUGAACCAAGCCCUUGGGUUCCAGGCAGGGAAGAUGAUACAAAGGACUGCCUUAAAUCCUUGAUGGCACUUUACUUGUUCUGCCACAAAAUUAAGCAGCUGAAGCAAGAUUGUGGUGUUGACUUCAGCAAACAUCUCUACCAACCUGAAUUGUGCAGUCUGACAGGUGAAUUCUUACAUGAAAGGGAGGAUCAUAAUCAUGUGUUCAAACGUAUCACAGAGUGCCUUCAGUCAGGAUCGAUUCAUGGGGUAAAUCUGUGUUACUUCAGAGAUGCCCUGCAUGAUCCAUUCACUGGUCUAGCCUGUGAAGCAUUGGCUGGUAAGCAGAAACAGUUGGUACAACAUUGUGAAGAGAUCUUCUCGAGAGGUGUGCUAGAAUUUAUGCAAAGAAAUGGUCAUGCUACUGAGGCAAAAUUCAUUGAAACUGUUCAAAACUGGCACAAAGCCGCAGAUGGAAGAGGCCUUUCUGAACAAACCCGAUCACAGUACAACAAGGACAUGCUGAAUUUUUUACUUCAAGACUGGAUGCCCUGGUUUCAACAAGAAAGAGACUAUGCCACUAUUAACAUACUAAGGCCCAUUAAAGGAAUACAAGGUUUUACAAGGGAAAUUGUAGUUGCUCUCGUUGCGAACUGUGAAAGUCUGGAGCUAUGAAUAGAGGAGUACCGAGAUUGAGGACUCUCCCCAGAACACCCACACGCAAGCAGCACUGAUGAUGUGGAAGGGUUCAAUGUCCUUCUACAUGACCAGCUUGGGGAUGUCUUUGACCACAAGGCAUUUCUCUCACAGCAACCCAAAACUGUCAAUGAAUUUAGUGAAAAAAAAUUGAUCCAGAGCUGCCUUUUUACUACUGGACUGGACACAGACAGUGGUACUCUGAUGAUCCACUGCCAUCAUUUAAUGAACCAUCAGGCACUACAGAAAGACUGGACAGGAUCAGACUAUCAAGACGUUCUGAUCCAGGGGUUUUUGUAGCAAACAGAGCUUCACUGCCACAGAGGCAUUUUCUAACUGUAAGGGCCCCUGAACAGUUGCCUCCACCACGUAGCUGCUAACUUACAAUGUACUUGUUCACUGUGCAGUAAGGAAUAGUCCAGUCAGUUUUACCUUUAAGAGAUGACUGACAUGGUCA
Messenger RNA from Stylophora pistillata, 6449 nucleotides. RefSeq lists its product as uncharacterized. The record is from RefSeq and is a predicted model, not a curated record. NCBI's taxonomy places the organism in Eukaryota, Metazoa, Cnidaria, Anthozoa, Scleractinia, Pocilloporidae.